Cryptomeria japonica (Japanese cedar) is the source of this 912-nucleotide messenger RNA. RefSeq names its product nuclear poly(A) polymerase 2-like. Gene Ontology annotation, cellular component: nucleus. The record is from RefSeq and is a predicted model, not a curated record. Gene Ontology annotation, molecular function: poly(A) RNA polymerase activity. The transcript is spliced from 6 exons. The coding region runs from base 1 to 912 and encodes 303 amino acids. Lineage: Eukaryota; Viridiplantae; Streptophyta; Pinopsida; Cupressales; Cupressaceae.
AUGACAAAAUAUGGAAGGCUUCACACCGAACUCCUGGAUAAGCAAUUGGAUGACUUUCUCAAUUCCUGCAAUGUUAAGGAAACAGAGGACGUGAAAGUGGAGAGAGCACAGGUUAUUGCUCAACUUUCUAAGAUUGUAAAAAGAUGGAUCAAGGAAGUUGCCCUUGCCCGUGGCAUUAGUGAUGCUGAACCGAAUGCACGCAUAUUUCCCGUUGGUUCCUAUGUUUUCGAUGAAAAGUUUCAUAAAAUUCUGGCAGAGAUGCCUAACCUCUCACAAAUUCAGAAGAUUCCACAUGCAUAUGUAACAAUUAUGAAGUUCAAAUUCAAUGAAGUAGCUAUUGAUAUGGUCUAUGCCAGCGUUGGUCUUCAUACCAUUCCACAGGACAUGGAUGUUUUGAAUAUAAAUUCAUUGAUGAUUGAGAACAUUUUGGAUAAGAAAGCAAUGCUAAGUAUCAAUGGAUACAGAAACACAGAAAAGAUUAAACAAAUAAUGAACCAAAACAUGGAGAACUUUCGUAUUGCAUUACACUCUCUAAAAUUAUGGGCGAGAAAUCGUAAUAUCUAUUCAAAUUGUCGGUUGCUAUGGAAGUUCUUCGCACUUUAUAGUGAUUGGACAUGGCCAAGUCCUGUAAAAAUUUCAAAUGAGAAUGUUUCAAUCACUCCACAUUUUGGUGGAGAGUGGAAGUGGGAUCCAGUACACAACAAUAAAAAUGAUGCAGUGCCCAAAAUUGAUCUUAUGCCAAUGAUAACACCUGCAACUCCUCACCGUUCCAAUGUAGCCAAUAGUGUUUGUGCUUCUAGUCUUGCUAUCAUGAAGCAAGAGUUUAAGAUAGCCAAGGCCACUUGCCAGGGACCCGAAACUGAAAAGUUUUACAAUAUCCAUAGAAUAAGAAUCAAAGACCAUAACCAAUAG